Molecule: messenger RNA, 1083 nt
Organism: Williopsis jadinii
Lineage: Eukaryota; Fungi; Ascomycota; Saccharomycetes; Phaffomycetales; Wickerhamomycetaceae
Gene: TRP4
Product: anthranilate phosphoribosyltransferase
Exons: 1
Coding region: 1-1083 (360 amino acids)
Biological process (GO): L-tryptophan biosynthetic process
Cellular component (GO): cytosol
Molecular function (GO): anthranilate phosphoribosyltransferase activity
Source: RefSeq, a predicted model, not a curated record
AUGGAAUCCAAGAACAUAUUGACCCCGUUCAUCAAGUCGCUGUUCCUGUCGCCGCCAAACCUGAAGCCAAGCGACCUGGCGUUGGUCAUUCGACUCAUCGUGCAAGGCAAGGCCACCGACGUUCAGAUCAGUGCCUUCUUGACUGCGUUGAGAUUGACUGGGCUGGACCACCAGCCCGAGUUCAUAGCUGCUGCUGCUGCGUCGAUGCUUGAGUGGUCCAGUACCUUCACACCUGAAGAUGUCAACGGCGAAUUCGGCCUGGAUAUUGUUGGCACAGGUGGUGAUGGCCAGAACACCUUCAAUGUCUCAACGUCGUCAGCCAUUGUGUGUGCUGGACUGGGCCUCCACGUUUACAAGCACGGUGGUAAGGCUUCGACGUCUGCCUCUGGUGCUGGUGAUCUGCUGGGCUCACUGCAGGUUGAUCUUUCCAAGAUCAACGCCAGCAAUGCCUCGAAGGUUAUGAGAGAAUCGGACUUUACCUUCCUCUUUGCUCCAAACUUCCAUCCUGGUAUGAAAGCAGUUGCUCCAAUCAGAUCCUCCAUCGGCAUUCCAACGAUCUUCAACAUCCUGGGCCCGCUGUUGAACCCUGCUCCGAUCAGAGCUCGUAUCAUCGGCGUCAACUCUGAGUCUCUGGGGAAGGUGUUUGCCCAGGCUGUGAUUUCUCUGGACAAACAGAGAUACGGAGUAGUUGGUAAGACGAUGAUCGUCUGGGGCCGUGUGGGACUGGACGAGAUCAGUCCAGUCUCACGCACCAAGUGCUGGCUGGUCGAUCCAAGUGAUGAGAGUAUACAAGAGUUCUACCUAGAGCCAAAAGAUUUUGGACUAGAGGAGUUCCCGUUGGCAUCAGUAGCAAGUGGAACUCCAGACGAGAAUGCCAAUACCCUCCUAAAGAUCCUUAGAAACGAGGUUGAUGAAACCGAUCCCGUAUACAACUACAUCUUGUUGAACGCUGGUGCACUGCUACACGUUGCAGGCGUCGCCAGGGACUGGAAGGAAGGUGCCCAACUCGCUGCUGUUUCUAUCCAAUCUGGCAAAGCACUGGAGGCAUUGAACAAGCUGAGAAACGUUGUCAGUGAGCUGUGA